Messenger RNA from Verticillium dahliae VdLs.17, 135 nucleotides. RefSeq lists its product as uncharacterized. NCBI's taxonomy places the organism in Eukaryota, Fungi, Ascomycota, Sordariomycetes, Glomerellales, Plectosphaerellaceae. The record is from RefSeq and is a predicted model, not a curated record. Bases 11 to 133 code for a protein of 40 amino acids. The transcript has a single exon.
ACUCGGGCGAAUGUCAAGAAACGAAGGCCAACAUCUCAAGUCGGACUACCCCGUCAGAGAGCUGAAGAACGGCAUGUUGUUCGAAGGUCAGGUGACGCCUGGUAUGACAUAUCCUUCAGUUCCGAAUGAAUAGAG